This is a messenger RNA of Macrosiphum euphorbiae (potato aphid), 1080 nucleotides long. The record is from the annotation of a GenBank genome assembly. Lineage: Eukaryota; Metazoa; Arthropoda; Insecta; Hemiptera; Aphididae.
AUGAACCGUAAGUUAGUCAUAAAACCAAUUAUCAGUAAAGAUUUUAAUGAAAGAGGACAAGUAGAUCUCGUAGAUUUUCAGUCAGUUCCUGAUGGAAAAUUCAAAUGGAUACUGAACCAAGAUCAUAGUACUAAAUUCUUAUCUUUACGUCCUCUCGAGUCUAAACGCGCAUCUGAAGUAGCUAAUAAUUUAUUAUCAAUUUUUCUUACAUUUGGCGCACCAAAAAUACUGCAGAGCGAUAACGGUAGGGAAUUUGUUAAUUCUAUUAUAAAUGAACUGAAAGAACUUUGGCCAGAUUGCGUUAUUGUUCACGGUCGACCCAGACACCCACAGAGCCAGGGAAAUAUUGAGAGAAGCAACCAGGACAUAGAAAAUAUGUUAAGAGCUUGGAUGAAAGACAAUAAAACAAAGAAAUGGUCAAUUGGACUACAAUUUGUUCAAUUUCAAAAAAAUAGUUCUCAUCAUCGUGUGAUUGGUAGGUCACCGUAUAAGGCUUUAUUUGGGAAUGAUCCAAAAGUUGGAUUAGCAACAUCCAAUUUACCAAUAGAAAUUUUACAAAAAUUGGUAACGGAAGAAGACUUAGAAGAAAUCUACAAAGAAGAUAUUCAACGUGAGAUCGAAAAAAUAACUGUUCAAUGUAAUGUUUGCGGAACAGAAUGUUGUAUGGAAACGGACUCCGCCGAAGCAAUUUUAUGUAAUUUAUGUGAGAAGAAUAUGAAAAUUAAGGAAGCACGUCAUCUAGGAGCUAUAGGAAUAGAAAAGCAAGCCGAAAAAAUGUUACAAGAUAGUAAGAUCAAAAUACCAACAUUUAAAGUUGGAGACUGUAUUGUAAUCCCGGUUCCGAAGGUAGAUAGAGGUCCUGCAGACCCAGCUAACAUUAUUGGCGUAGUGAUCGACCAGAAAAAUGACCUUAACCGUAUAGGAACUGAACAUGGUGUACUAAAAGGUUGGUAUGGUUCUGGAAAUAUACAAUCAGCCACAUCAAAUUUCAUUGACAUCGAGCAAGUUUAUAAGACAAAAGAAAUUAAUUUAAAAUGUAAUUCUCGUUGUCAUAACUCACAAGCAUGUCUAAAUAAAUAA